CGCAUAGGCUCACAUAGGCCAUCGUCUCAGGAGCAACCAUAUCUAUCAUCGCGGCAUCUCAUCUCCCGGCUCAUUGACGACUCUCAACAAUCGUUUGCAAGAACUCUGGCUUCUGCGGCAUCCUCCCUUCCAGAUGCAGCAGCGAAAUAUCGAGUACGAAGGGGCAGGCAUCCGCCCCCAGGCUUCGAAACAUGGUAUAGCUUGGCGCAGUCCUACAAUGCGGUCAUAGUAGAGCAGUUCUGGGAUCAGAUAUGCGAAGAUCUAGAGCCGUUGAGGGGAUUAACGCCGCCUGAGCUCCGGAGACGCGCACAAGCUGCGGAGCUUGUGCCCCGAAUACGAUUACAAGACGGUCACGUAGAUGUGGAUGAUGAAGAAAUGGGUCCACAUUCGAAGCUGGAUGCUUGGAAAGCCAUGCUCGAAGAAUUAAUCAGGGACGGCGCCCGGUUCCCCAAUAUCCGUAUUGAUAUGGCAAUAAACACGAACAACGAACCUGCCGUUCUGGUGCCCUGGGAGGAGAUCCAGAUGCUGCUCCUGGAGACUAGACGAGUCCUACCUCCAGCUGAAGAUCUCACACUCAACUUCAGCGUUCCCAUUGGAAAUAACACCUCCAAUUCAACGACAACGACAUCCUCGUUCGACCCGGAAUUCCUCGGCCCUCAUCUCCCACCCCCAUCGGACGGCUACCUGGGUCCGCGCCCGUACAGACCCUACUGGUCGCUGGUGCAACCCGCUUGCCCUCCAUCUUCUGCAGCUCGUAAACCGCCUUUCAAUCCUAUCCUGGCCGAUAUAUGGCAGCCACAGGGCCACACGGAUGCUGCUCAUUCUGCACCGAAUCUUCUCUUGAAUAGGACAAGGGAUCACUCCGGCGGUUAUGUCGGCAACUGGACAAAACCGACUGAUAUAUGCAACAUGCCGUGGUUGCAAGGUCUCCAUGGAGCUUUUGUGGCACCUGACGAUAUACGGACCACGCAGCAUAUGGUUCCGAUGUUCAGUGGUGGCGGCAAAUUGGGUGUCAAUAAUGAUAUCUUGAUUCCCGGACUAGGGGACUGGAAUGUGAGCGCCUUGGUGUUUGAUCCUACGACUUCACCAGUCACUACAGCAUGGGAGAAACGAAAUUCGAAGCUGUACUGGCGCGGACCGGCCACUGGAGGGAAAAUAACGAGGAGGAACUGGUGCCGAUUGCAAAGACACAGGUUCGUUAGUAUGUUGAAUGCGUCGCACAUACAUGUCGCAGACCUCAACUCGGGCUCCGCAAACUCAAGUGUCAGAGGCGUUGGACCCGCGGGCAACUUCAUCCUCCCCGGGGAAGGUGUAUAUGAAGUAGAGGCGCAGCGAAACAAACGCCUGUCCGAUUGGGUGCGGAGCUGGGCCGACGUUCGGUUCACAGAAAUGGAGUGUGAGGAUUCCAGUGCAUCACCAUGUGCAUAUUUUGCAGAAUAUUUCGACCUGGAUGAAAACAAAGCGGGAGACCAGGCUCAACAGAGUUACAAGUAUGUGGCUGUGCUUGAUGGGAGUGGCGCCGACGACGGCGGGGAGUUCUUGCGAGGACUGGCCAGUGGGAGCGUGGUGCUUCGUGCUAGCGUUUAUAAAGAUUGGAAGGAUGCUAGGGUGUGGCCGUGGGUGCAUUAUGUACCUCUGGACAACACUUUCGUGGACCUUUAUAGCGUGAUGGCGUUCUUUCUGGGAAGCUCAGGAGGAGGUAGCAGAGAAGGCGAUGGGCAUGACGAUAUGGCUCGUAGGAUUGCGCAGGAAGCAGGGCAGUGGGCGAGCAAAGUGCUUAGGAGAGAAGAUAUGUUGCUAUAUCUGUAUAGGCUUGUGUUGGAGUAUGCCAGGAUAUUGGACGAUUCACGGGAGAGGCUGGGUUGGGCGGGAGACCUCGUU
Westerdykella ornata is the source of this 1881-nucleotide messenger RNA. RefSeq lists its product as uncharacterized. NCBI's taxonomy places the organism in Eukaryota, Fungi, Ascomycota, Dothideomycetes, Pleosporales, Sporormiaceae. The transcript has a single exon. The annotation marks the transcript as partial. The record is from RefSeq and is a predicted model, not a curated record.